Molecule: messenger RNA, 309 nt
Organism: Drosophila grimshawi
Lineage: Eukaryota; Metazoa; Arthropoda; Insecta; Diptera; Drosophilidae
Product: PI-actitoxin-Afv2a
Exons: 2
Coding region: 1-246 (81 amino acids)
Molecular function (GO): serine-type endopeptidase inhibitor activity
Source: RefSeq, a predicted model, not a curated record
AUGUGUUGGCAAUGGCUGAUGCUGCAACUGAUGAUGCUCAUGCUGCUACUGGUCGACGGUGCCUCCAAACGUGUUAAGCUGUGUCUGCAGCCAAUGGUCAGCGGUCGUUGUUUUGGCCAUGUGGAGAGCUAUGCCUAUAAUCCGCUCCAGCGGCGCUGUGAAUCCUUCAUCUAUGGUGGCUGCGGUGGCAAUGAGAAUCGAUUUGACAGCAAGGCCGAGUGCGAGUACAAUUGCCGUGAUAUUUAAAGCUCAUAAUGCAUGAUGUAUGUAUGAUGUGACAAUAAGAACUACAACUACAACUAGAUCAGA